CGCCCAGCCCGCCGCGCGUUGCAUUGUGGGGGCAGCGAGGGCCUCGGCCGCCAUUUUGUUAGCACCGGAACGUUGUGUGAGGCGGACGCAGCGCGCGCGGAGCUCACCAUGCUGUCGGCGGCCCAGCUGCUCGAUGAACUGAUGGGGAGGGACAGGAACCUGGCCCCCGACGAGAAGCGGUGCAACGUGAAGUGGGAUGACGAUUCGGUGAGAGUCGGCCUCAUAGACCGCCACAGCUCGGCCACACAGGGGGGAGACAGGCCGCGGGGGGAGACAGGCCGCGGGGGGGGGAGGGUUACUGUGGGAACACAGCCUCUGUGACUGCAAGGGAAGGGUUAAUAUGGGUACACAGCCUCACUGACUGCAAGGGAAGGGUUAAUAUGGGUACACAGCCUCACUGACUGCAUGGGAAGGGUUAAUAUGGGAACACAGCCUCUGUGACUGCAAGGGAAGGGUUAAUAUGGGUACACAGCCUCACUGACUGCAAGGGAAGGGUUAAUAUGGGAACACAGCCUCUGUGACUGCAAGGGAAGGGUUAAUAUGGGAACACAGCCUCACUGACUGCAUGGGAAGGGUUAAUAUGGGAACACAGCCUCUGUGACUGCAAGGGAAGGGUUAAUAUGGGAACACAGCCUCUGUGACUGCAUGGGAAGGGUUAAUAUGGGUACACAGCCUCACUGACUGCAAGGGAAGGGUUAAUAUGGGUACACAGCCUCACUGACUGCAUGGGAAGGGUUAAUAUGGGAACACAGCCUCUGACUGCAAGGGAAGGGUUAAUAUGGGUACACAGCCUCACUGACUGCAAGGGAAGGGUUAAUAUGGGAACACAGCCUCUGUGACUGCAAGGGAAGGGUUAAUAUGGGAACACAGCCUCACUGACUGCAUGGGAAGGGUUAAUAUGGGAACACAGCCUCUGUGACUGCAAGGGAAGGGUUAAUAUGGGUACACAGCCUCACUGACUGCAAGGGAAGGGUUAAUAUGGGUACACAGCCUCACUGACUGCAAGGGAAGGGUUAAUGUGGGAACACAGCCUCACUGACUGCAUGGGAAGGGUUAAUGUGGGAACACAGCCUCACUGACUGCAAGGGAAGGGUUAAUGUGGGAACACAGCCUCACUGACUGCAUGGGAAGGGUUACUGUGGGAACACAGCCUCACUGACUGCAUGGGAAGGGUUACUGUGGGAACACAGCCUCACUGACUGCAUGGGAAGGGUUACUGUGGGAACACAGCCUCACUGACUGCAUGGGAAGGGUUAAUAUGGGAACACAGCCUCUGUGACUGCAAGGGAAGGGUUAAUAUGGGUACACAGCCUCACUGACUGCAAGGGAAGGGUUAAUAUGGGUACACAGCCUCACUGACUGCAUGGGAAGGGUUAAUAUGGGAACACAGCCUCUGUGACUGCAAGGGAAGGGUUAAUAUGGGUACACAGCCUCACUGACUGCAAGGGAAGGGUUAAUAUGGGAACACAGCCUCUGUGACUGCAAGGGAAGGGUUAAUAUGGGAACACAGCCUCACUGACUGCAUGGGAAGGGUUAAUAUGGGAACACAGCCUCUGUGACUGCAAGGGAAGGGUUAAUAUGGGAACACAGCCUCACUGACUGCAAGGGAAGGGUUAAUAUGGGUACACAGCCUCACUGACUGCAAGGGAAGGGUUAAUGUGGGAACACAGCCUCACUGACUGCAUGGGAAGGGUUAAUGUGGGAACACAGCCUCACUGACUGCAAGGGAAGGGUUAAUGUGGGAACACAGCCUCACUGACUGCAUGGGAAGGGUUACUGUGGGAACACAGCCUCACUGACUGCAUGGGAAGGGUUACUGUGGGAACACAGCCUCACUGACUGCAUGGGAAGGGUUACUGUGGGAACACAGCCUCACUGACUGCAUGGGAAGGGUUACUGUGGGAACACAGCCUCACUGACUGCAUGGGAAGGGUUACUGUGGGAACACAGCCUCACUGACUGCAUGGGAAGGGUUACUGUGGGAACACAGCCUCACUGACUGCAUGGGAAGGGUUAAUGUGGGAACACAGCCUCUGUGACUGCAAGGGAAGGGUUAAUGUGGGAACACAGCCUCUGUGACUGCAAGGGAAGGGUUAAUAUGGGAACACAGCCUCACUGACUGCAUGGGAAGGGUUAAUAUGGGAACACAGCCUCUGUGACUGCAUGGGAAGGGUUAAUAUGGGAACACAGCCUCACUGACUGCAUGGGAAGGGUUAAUAUGGGAACACAGCCUCACUGACUGCAAGGGAAGGGUUAAUAUGGGAACACAGCCUCACUGACUGCAUGGGAAGGGUUAAUAUGGGAACACAGCCUCUGUGACUGCAUGGGAAGGGUUAAUAUGGGAACACAGCCUCUGUGACUGCAUGGGAAGGGUUAAUGUGGGAACACAGCCUCUGACUGUAUGGGAAGGGUUAAUAUGGGAACACAGCCUCUCUGACUGUAUGGGAAGGGUUAAUAUGGGAACACAGCCUCUCUGACUGCAUGGGAAGGGUUAAUAUGGGAACACAGCCUCACUGACUGCAUGGGAAGGGUUAAUAUGGGAACACAGCCUCUGUGACUGCAUGGGAAGGGUUAAUAUGGGAACACAGCCUCACUGACUGCAAGGGAAGGGUUAAUAUGGGAACACAGCCUCACUGACUGCAAGGGAAGGGUUAAUAUGGGAACACAGCCUCACUGACUGCAAGGGAAGGGUUACUGUGGGAACACAGCCUCACUGACUGCAAGGGAAGGGUUAAUGUGGGAACACAGCCUCACUGACUGCAUGGGAAGGGUUACUGUGGGAACACAGCCUCACUGACUGCAAGGGAAGGGUUAAUAUGGGAACACAGCCUCUGACUGCAAGGGAAGGGUUAAUAUGGGUACACAGCCUCACUGACUGCAAGGGAAGGGUUAAUAUGGGUACACAGCCUCACUGACUGGGAACACAGCCUCACUGACUGCAAGGGAAGGGUUAAUGUGGGAACACAGCCUCACUGACUGCAUGGGAAGGGAAGGGAAUGUGGGGGACUGCAUGGGAAACUGUGGGAACACAGCCUCACUGACUGCAUGGGAAGGGUUACUGUGGGAACACAGCCUCACUGACUGCAUGGGAAGGGUUACUGUGGGAACACAGCCUCACUGACUGCAUGGGAAGGGUUACUGUGGGAACACAGCCUCACUGACUGCAUGGGAAGGGUUACUGUGGGAACACAGCCUCACUGACUGCAUGGGAAGGGUUACUGUGGGAACACAGCCUCUGUGACUGCAAGGGAAGGGUUAAUGUGGGAACACAGCCUCUGUGACUGCAAGGGAAGGGUUAAUAUGGGAACACAGCCUCACUGACUGCAUGGGAAGGGUUAAUAUGGGAACACAGCCUCUGUGACUGCAUGGGAAGGGUUAAUAUGGGAACACAGCCUCACUGACUGCAUGGGAAGGGUUAAUAUGGGAACACAGCCUCACUGACUGCAAGGGAAGGGUUAAUAUGGGAACACAGCCUCACUGACUGCAUGGGAAGGGUUAAUAUGGGAACACAGCCUCUGUGACUGCAUGGGAAGGGUUAAUAUGGGAACACAGCCUCUGUGACUGCAUGGGAAGGGUUAAUGUGGGAACACAGCCUCUGACUGUAUGGGAAGGGUUAAUAUGGGAACACAGCCUCUCUGACUGUAUGGGAAGGGUUAAUAUGGGAACACAGCCUCUCUGACUGCAUGGGAAGGGUUAAUAUGGGAACACAGCCUCACUGACUGCAUGGGAAGGGUUAAUAUGGGAACACAGCCUCUCUGACUGCAUGGGAAGGGUUAAUAUGGGAACACAGCCUCACUGACUGCAAGGGAAGGGUUAAUAUGGGAACACAGCCUCACUGACUGCAAGGGAAGGGUUAAUAUGGGAACACAGCCUCACUGACUGCAAGGGAAGGGUUACUGUGGGAACACAGCCUCACUGACUGCAAGGGAAGGGUUAAUGUGGGAACACAGCCUCACUGACUGCAUGGGAAGGGUUACUGUGGGAACACAGCCUCACUGACUGCAUGGGAAGGGUUAAUGUGGGAACACAGCCUCACUGACUGCAUGGGAAGGGUUACUGUGGGAACACAGCCUCACUGACUGCAUGGGAAGGGUUACUGUGGGAACACAGCCUCACUGACUGCAUGGGAAGGGUUACUGUGGGAACACAGCCUCACUGACUGCAUGGGAAGGGUUACUGUGGGAACACAGCCUCUGUGACUGCAAGGGAAGGGUUAAUGUGGGAACACAGCCUCUGUGACUGCAAGGGAAGGGUUAAUAUGGGAACACAGCCUCACUGACUGCAUGGGAAGGGUUAAUAUGGGAACACAGCCUCCUGCACUGACUGCAUGGGAAGGGUUAAUAUGGGAACACAGCCUCACUGACUGCAAGGGAAGGGUUAAUAUGGGAACACAGCCUCACUGACUGCAUGGGAAGGGUUAAUAUGGGAACACAGCCUCUGUGACUGCAUGGGAAGGGUUAAUAUGGGAACACAGCCUCUGUGACUGCAUGGGAAGGGUUAAUGUGGGAACACAGCCUCUGUGACUGCAUGGGAAGGGUUAAUAUGGGAACACAGCCUCUCUGACUGGGAACACAGCUGACUGCUACACAGACUGACUAUGGGAAGGGUUAAUAUGGGAACACAGCCUCUCUGACUGCUGCCUCACUGACUGGGAAGGGUUAAUAUGGGAACACAGCCUCUCUGACUGCAUGGGAAGGGUUAAUAUGGGAACACAGCCUCACUGACUGCAUGGGAAGGGUUAAUAUGGGAACACAGCCUCACUGACUGCAAGGGAAGGGUUAAUAUGGGAACACAGCCUCACUGACUGCAAGGGAAGGGUUAAUAUGGGAACACAGUCUCACUGACUGCAAGGGAAGGGUUAAUAUGGGAACACAGCCUCACUGACUGCAAGGGAAGGGUUAAUAUGGGAACACAGCCUCUGUGACUGCAAGGGAAGGGUUAAUGUGGGAACACAGCCUCACUGACUGCAUGGGAAGGGUUACUGUGGGAACACAGCCUCACUGACUGCAUGGGAAGGGUUACUGUGGGAACACAGCCUCUGUGACUGCAUGGGAAGGGUUACUGUGGGAACACAGCUUCUGUGACUGCAUGGGAAGGGUUAAUGUGGGAACACAGCCUCUGUGAAUGCAUGGGAGAAGGGUUAAUAUGGGAACACAGCCUCACUGACUGCAUGGGUAGGGUUAAUAUGGGAACACAGCCUGUGUGACUGCAUGGGAAUGGUUAAUAUGGGAACACAGCCUCUGUGACUGCAUGGGAAUGGUUAAUAUGGGAACACAGCCUCUGUGACUGCAUGGGAAGGGUUAAUAUGGGAACACAGCCUCUGUGACUGCAAGGGAAGGGUUAAUAUGGGAACACAGCCUCUGUGACUGCAAGGGAAGGGUUAAUAUGGGAACACAGCCUCUGUGACUGCAAGGGAAGGGUUAAUAUGGGAACACAGCCUCUCUGACUGCAAGGGAAGGGUUAAUGUGGGAACACAGCCUCUCUGACUGCAUGGGAAGGGUUAAUGUGGGAACACAGCCCUUCUGACUGCAAGGGAAGGGUUAAUAUAGAAACAUAGCCUCUCUGACUGCAAGGGAAGGGUUAAUGUGGGAACACAGCCUCUCUGACUGCAUGGGAAGGGUUAAUGUGGGAACACAGUCCCUCUGACUGCAAGGGAAGGGUUAAUAUAGAAACAUAGCCUCUCUGACUGCAAGGGAAGGGUUAAUGUACAACAAUAGCUUUUUUGACUGCAAGGGAAGGGUUAAUGUACAAUAGCCACUCUGCAUGGAAAGGGUUAAUGUACAAUGACUGCUCCCUAACUGCAAGGAAAGGGUUAAAGGGACACUUUAGUCACUUGGACUACUAAAGCUUAAAGGAUCACUAUAGUGUCAGGAAAAUUAAGCGGUUUUCCUGACACUAUAGUGCCCUGAGGGUGCCCCUCCCCUCAGGCUCCCCCUCCCGUGGCGCUGAAGGGGUUAAAACCCCUUCAGCAGCUUAUCUUUGUCCAGCGCCAACGUCUGCUCCCAAAGUGUCCAACUAAAGCAUUAUUCAAUGUUUCCUAUGGACACUCUGCGUGAUGGAGGCAUAUAAUGCCUCCAGCGUCGCAGGUGCGCCUCUAGUGGCUGUCCGGAAAACAGUCUCUAGAGGCUGGCUUGACCCUGCAAUGUAAACAUAGCAGUUUCUCUGAAACUGCUAUGUUUGCAUCUGCAGGGUUAAAACACGAGGGACCUGUCACCCAGACCACUUCAUUGAUCUGAAGUGGUCUAGGUGACUAUAGUGUCCCUUUUUAAUGUAGUUCUGGUUUCCCGGCACACUUUUUUUUUUAAAUUCAAAGGUUUACUAUAGGGUCAGGAACACAAACAUGUAUUCCUGACCCUAUAGUGUUAACACCACCAUCUAGCCUCUCUGGGCCCCUCAUGCCUCCAUAAAUAUAGUAAACAUCUUACUGUAUUCAAGCCUGAAGCUGUAAAUCUACAUGCCGUUAGACUCAGAAAAACAAGCAGUCUGCUGACAUGUGGAAGCCUGAUCCAAUCACAGUGCUUCCCCAUAGGAUUGGCUGAGACUGACAAAGAGGCAGAUCAGGGGCAGAGCCAGCAUAAGUCAAACACAGCCUUGGCCAAUCAGCAUAUCCUCAUAGAGAUGAAUUGAAUCAAUGAAUCUCUAUGAGGAAAGUUCAGUGUCUGCAUGCAGAGGGAGGAGAUACUGAAUCACAGGAUGCUGUGCUCUGCUGACAGCAGAUCUGAGUGGAUGGAGGCAUAUUAUGCCUCCAUCAACUCCGAAGUCCCUCUGGUUCCCACUAUGUGACUGCAACUGGAGGUGUUCCUAGCUUUCAAUGUAAACACUGUAUUUUCUCAGAAAAUAGUGUUUACACGAGUGGCUGCAGGGAGCUAUAGUUCUCAUCUGAACAACCUCAUUAAGCUGAAGUUGUUCAGGUGACUAUAGUGUCUCUAUAAACACUGCUUUUUCAGAGAAAAGUCAGUAUUUUAUAUUAUUACCCAAGAACACAUCCAGUGGCCCUCGCUCACUAGGGGUUCUUCCAGAGUAAGUGCGGCACAACAGCAGGGGGAAUGGUUAAAGGGAUCCUAUAGUGCUUGGAAAACAAACUUGGUUUCCUGACACUAUAGGGUUAAUGGGUCCCCCCUUCAGCCACUUACCUGAAUCCAGCGCUGAUGUCCCUUGGUGCUGGCUCAGGCUCUGCCAGCAGGGGAGACCUAAUGUGCGCAUUAGACUUUCCCAUUAUUCAGUGCUUUCCUAUUGGUGAAAUCUGAUGCUGGAUGUCCAUGAGGACAUCCAGUGUCCGAUAACGGUCCAAAAGUCCGUUUAGAUUCCGGAAGCAACCCCAGUGGCUGUCGUGUAGACUGCCACUGGGGGCAGACUUAGAGCUGCAAUGUAAACAUUGCAGUUUUCUGGAACUGCAAUGUUUUACAUUGCAGCACUAAGUGCAAAAGGGUCACAGCACCCAGAUUACUUCAAUUAAUUGAAGUGGUCUGGGUGCCUACAGUGUCCCUUUAAUGUACACGGCCAGGUACCCUAAUCUGCAGGGAAAUGGUUAAUGUACAAAGCCAACGUCACCUAACAGAUAGGAAAGGGUUAAUACAAAGCCAGCUUCUCAAUGUUUGUAAACCAGAAAGUUUUGCUGGUGGGCAAAAAGUUGAUGUGAAAGGCCACAACCGUUUGAUGACAGGAAAUUUGUUAAGCUGGAAUUGCAAGACAGCUUUUUGGAGAUAAACACUGAACCGCCUCACUGGUGUGGAAAGGGGUUAAUUUCUACAGCCCGGAGCUGUUUAACCCCUUAAGGACACAACUUCUGGAAUAAAAGGGAAUCAUGACGGAAUAUUUCCGUCAUGUGUCCUUAAGGGGUUAAUGUGGAAGAUCAGGACCCCUCACAAAGAGGCUGAAUGGGGUUCGCUGGGAGAGGUGCUUUACAGUGGGGAAAAUUUGAAUUUUCACAAAUUCUAAGUGAAUUUUACACCUGAAAUACAUUUUACAUGUUAGAUAUGUAUUGAUUUGGAUAUAUUGUCCUAAAAUUUCGGUAUUUAAAUUCCUAAACAUUUAGACUUUUAUAAAUAAUCCUAGAAAUGUCAGACUGGGACCCCUCGCUGAUUGCUAUUAAAAUGAAGGCUCAAUUCAAGAGCUUAAUAGUACAAGAGGCAAAUGUGCAUUUUUACAGUCGGGUAACUAAUAUUCAAGCUGUGUGGCAUGGCUUGGCAUAGAAGGUAUGUGUAUAAGCUUUGAUCAGCAGUCAGUGUUAAUGAGCUGUUGCUGUCAGUAUUGACCUUGAGUUUGUUAGAAAUUGACUUUUAUAGUUAUGUUGUAGGUCCUUUCCAAAUAGUUAUUACUUUUAGGUUUUAAGUUGAUCUGAAACCCUGUCUUCGUUUUAGUGAAAUCGUUUGUUUUUCACUCCAUGGCAACAAGAAGCCAAGUACAGUUGAGUAGUUUUCCAUGAAAGGUCUUGUGACCUUCAGUAAUUACAUAGGGAUUGAGACAAAUUGUGUGGUCCAUCCUGUGAAUCAAUGAGUCACUCUGCUUUUCUGUUUGAAAAGGAAAUUGCACAUCCAAUCAUCUAGCGAUAGUAUGUAGAUCAACCGGAAAAGUUUGGAUCAUCAUAAACAAAGUAUGGGGUUUUUUUUGGUUUUUUUUUUAUGUCAAAGCAGCUUCUUGAUCCAAGGAGCAGUCUUCUCAGCUUUUUUUUUUCUCACUUAAUAUAUAGUGAUGUUACUAUUUAUAAAGCUUUGUAAGUCCAUUCAAAGUUGGAUUUUCACUUUCUUUAGGAUAAUCAGCAGUAACACGGAGGUGUAAAAGGCUGGCUUUAAUGGAGUAUUUAUUCCAGCCUAUGGAACUUUAACAUGUUUAUAAUCUACAGUAGCUUGCUUACUGUAAAAAAAAAAAACACUAAAUCAUAUCAAAUCUACAUGAUUUCAUUAAAAUGGACUCAUGCCAGUAUCCGUAGCCCUGUGGAAGGAUAUAUUGUGCUACAGUGCUGGUGGAGAGCCAUGUUCUGUGUGCACUUUUGUGGAUUGCAUGUCUGUAAACGCUGGUAUAUGGUAUUCAGGGCUAUUUACUGAAAAGUGAAUUUGUAAUUUACAGUCAGAGUAGCCAGAUUUAAGGCAAUGUUUCAGAGAAGUGGCAAUAUUUACAUUGCUGUAAGACAGCCUCCAGCUGCUGUCUCCCAGACAGCCACUAGGGGUGCUUCCUGGCCUCUCACUGAGUUUGAGUCCAUGAAAUGACACGGAGUGUCCUCACGCUUUGCAUGAGAAUAUCCAGUGUCUUCUAAAACAUCGAGUCAAUGCUUUCCUAUGGUGAUGGGCUAAUGCACAGCGGCACUCCCUCCCCCGUUAGCUGAAAAUGGAGGCGCCUGACCAUGUGUCUUUUGCUGGAAUCAGAGAUAAGUUUAAAUGUUUUUGAUGUUGCCGGGUAUGAAAAGAGUGGUGAUAAUGGUCAAUUUUAGAAUAUUACCAGGACUGACUUCUAGUUAUAAGAGCCCUCUAUUCUUGAGUAUAAAUUAUAUUGGUAACAAAAUAAUCCCUCUGAAUGGCUCUUUGCAAAUGCAAAGGAUAAGUUCUGUUGGGAGAAAAAUGUAACAAGCAAACUUUUUGAUCAUAUGGUUUUGUUAUAGAAUAUAUUAGGAAAUUGAAACAAAUAUUUCAAUUCGAAGAUUGCAGUUGAGAUUUCACGAAUGCUAAUCCAAUGUCUUCUUUCCCCAGGUCUGUAAAUACUAUCUAUGUGAAUUUUGUCCUGCGGAAUUAUUUACCAACACACGCUCAGAUCUCGGUAAGUGAAGCUGUUAUUUGUAUGUAAUUUGAGGUAUGCCAUUCCAGCACGUAUUUCAAUUAAAGGACCACUAUAGGCACCCAGACCACUUCAGCUUAAUGAAGUGGUCUGGGUGCCUGGUCCAGCUAGGGUUAACCUUUUUUUUUUUUUUUUUUAUAAACAUAGCAGUUUCAGAGAAACUGCUAUGUUUAUAAAUAGGUUAAUACGGCCUCUAGUGGCUGUCUCUUGACAGCCGCUAGAGGCGUUUGCGUGCUUCACACUGAAAAUCACAGUGAGAAGACGCAAGCGUCCAUAGGCAUUAUGAAUGCUUUCCUAUGAGACGUGCGCAUUCAGCCGAGGAGGAGAGUAAGUUUAACCCCUUCCUCCCACUAAAGCCCGGCGGGAGGGCGUCCCUGAGGGUGGGGGCACCCUCAAGGCACUAUAGUGCCAGGAAAACCUACUCAUUUUCCUGGCACUAUAGUGGUCCUUUAAGUGUAAUUGUGGAUAUACUUAUAGGAACAUUGUAGUGUCGGUGCAGUCCUGAAACAGGAAGCAUCUCUAGUGGCCGCUUGCGUAACAGCCACUGGAGGUGUAACUAUCUGGCAGUGAAAACACUGCCUUUUCUCUGAAAAGGCAGUGUUUACAGUGCUAUGACUGCAAGGACAUGGAGAACCAUUACAUUGUGAUAGUGGUUCUGGUGACAAUAGUGUCCUUUACAAGGAAUUUGUAGUUAUAUGCUGCGACAUUUAUUUAUCAUAGCUUCAUGAGUUUGUUAAACAGCCGGGGAUUAUUGGCUCAGUGCCCCUACUCCAUGCUUUAAAGGUUACUCACCGGAGGGGGGGGGGGGUGCGCUGUCAAUAGCUGUUUGGUGCCAGCCUGCUGUGUGCUCGCAUCAGGCUCCAAUUUUACGCAGAAUUGACAUUAGCCAGCCGUAGCUUUAUUCUGGACUGGCUAAUGAACGUGCCAGAAGUGGAGUUACACCUCCACCAGCUAUGUGGUUAAUCUCUAGCAUUUCUAAGUGAAGUGCAGGACAUACAGACUCCAGGCACCAUGACCACUUCAAUGGUCAUGGUGCUUGGAGUAACCCUGUAAGUGAACAUUUUCUGUAGGGCAUGUAGAGAUCUUAAUUCAUAAAUUGCAAUCUCAGUUUUAACCUAUGAGAUUCACAUGCUAUCUAUAUGUGAGUGUAACAUGUAAAUUUUACAUACAUCUCUUUUUCAGGUCCGUGUGAAAAAAUCCAUGAUGAGAACCUACGCAAACAGUAAGUUUUGAUUGGAGCAUUUCUUAUGUGUUCUUAAAGGUUUGGGGAUUUGUUUUGGCUCUCAUAUUCUGCAUAUGAAUUUGGCUACUGUAGAACAUGUCUAGGAGUUAGGAACAAACUGAUUUGUUUUGCAAUGACACUGAAAGGUGCACCUAACAAUCCAAUUGCUUCCUUGAUUCUUUUUCUGGGGUCUUUGCAUAAUUUACAGAGACUGCUGGCUGUAACUGCUUUGCUCUCAUUGCGGUUGCCAAGGGGUGCAGGGAAAGGUGAGUUGUACUUGCCUCAACCUGUCCCUUGCAGCCACCACCAUCUUCCAGCCAGUCCUCUUUAGUUCAUGGGGCUUCAACUGCCAGUAGCAGUUGUCCGCUUUGUACUCUUGUGCAUAUGCAAGAGUACAACUUUGAGAUCUGAGGGAUCCUCCAUUGACAGCAUUAUUUCCUCAAAGCCAUUUUUCUUGUUUAGAAUUUUGCCUUUGUGGGUCAACAGGAAAGAGUGUUCAAGGUUUAACUUGAUGGAUUUGAGGUGUUUUGUUUUUGUGUAAUUUUUUUAAUUUUUUUAUUAAAGGGACACUCCAGGCACCCAGACCACUUCUGCCUAUUGGAGUGGUCUGGGUGCCAACUCCCACUACCCUUAACCCUGCAAGUGUAAUUAUUGCAGUUUUUUUAUAAACUGCAAUAAUUACCUUGCAGAGUUAACUCCUCCUCUACUAGACAGCCACUAGAGGACACUUCCGUGUCUUUAGCACAGGUUUUCUGUGCUAGAGCGUCGCUGGACGUCCUCGCGCUGUGUGAGGACCCCCCCGCGUCGCUCAAUUCCCCAUAGGAAAGCAUUGAAAAGCAAUGCGGCACUGGAGUGUUCCUUUAAGCAUUUUUACUGAUUUAAUUACUAAAGUGUUUGUGUUAGAGUGUUAUGGUUCGUGUUUGAAUUUAAGUACUUUUUUUUUCUUUUUUUUUUUUUUUUUAAAGAUAUGAAAAGAGCUCUCGUCACAUGAAAGUUGGGUAUGAAAGAGACUUCUUACGAUAUCUGCAAAGUUUACUUGCUGAGGUUGAGAGAAGAAUUCGAAGGGGUCAUGCCCGACUUGCUUUAUCGCAGAGUCAGCAAGCUACUGGUGUAAGUAAUGAUAUUGAAGUUGUGGUGGUGUAUGAUUUUUGUUUUUGUAGUAAAUAAAUAUACCUCCCCUAAAAUAUUGCUUUGCAUGAGCUGACAUAAAUCUUAAAUGGACCAUCCAUCCUCAAGAAACACUGCAGGUUAAGCUUCAGGGAUGUCCCUGAAAUCUUUCAUUUGUAAACACUAUCUUUUUUGGGAAAAGAAAGUGAUUACAUUGAGCUGUAAGGGUACUUCUAAUAGUUGUUACUUACAGUCUGUAAAAGUCCUUCCUGUUGCUAUCCUGCAAAUUUGCUGGACCUCUGUUUACCAUCUUCACCAUCCACGUGAAGAUGCUGAGAUGUGUUGAGCUAAUGCUUUGACAAGGUGACUGGCCCAGUGAUUAUUGCAUAUAUGUACUAUACACCUAAUUCUUCAUUAUGGUGAAGCAUUGGAUUUGCUGAGAGACACUGAUAAUCUCAGCCAGUGGCAGUGCACGGUAGUAGUGAGACCAAGAAAGGGGAGUUAAAAAAAGUUUUUUUAUUCGGGGGGAUCAUCUUAACCCUGAUUUUUAAAAUACAGGAUUCUUUCUAACGUUAAAGUGGAUUUGAAAGUGACACAUCCUCAUCUCAGUAAAUGCGUUUACCGUGCUUACUGAGGUGAAUGGGUGGGGGUGACUGCAGAGUGCAUGGCAAUUACACUGAUCAGGGGAGCUUGGGUUCUUUGUGCGUUGAGAAAUGUUAAAAUAUAGGCAGUUUUUUUUUCAUAAAACUGCCAGAAAUUCCUCCUUUUUAAAAUUGUUUCACUCUUUCACCUGUAAUAAAAGCCUCCCAGAUGUUAUCUUACUGCUUUCCUGUAAGCAAAUAGGCCUAUCUGUAAAGCAGAAUCCAGAACUUAGAAAUAAAUCACAACAUACUCUGCUAGCCUCAUGUCUAAAUAUUGUGAGCCUGCUUGUCACCACUUAACCAGUGAAAUGUGCCCCACCGACUCAUGUAUAAGUUUAUAUUUUUGGAAAAUAAAGUGGGGAGGCUCUGAUUUGCAGACUUGUAGUAAAGAGUAAAGAGACCAAACUAGUGGCUCCUAACCCCAAAGUUGGGAUCCACCUUUGUCCCAAAGCUAUUUUAUUAUGUUUUUUUGUUUUUGGAACAUGUUUCAUGUUUACCAGACUAUCCAUAAGCUGCCCACAACUAUACUAUAGUAGCCGAGCAUUCCGCUGGGCAAUGAACUCCAGACACAUGUUAAGUCUAGUGAAAUUAAACAACUGUUAAAUGAGUCAUAUUUGGAUAAACUUUCUGUUUUCGAUAACAUUUUGAAAGAUUUAUAUUUGUUGAAUGUGCUCCAAUGAUGUUUUGAAAAGGCAUUCUAGUUAGAGGAGAGGGGUGCCAGUAAGUGACAUUUAAAUGCUGCACCAGACUCUUCCACAACUGUUUGUUAGACCAUCUUGUUUCACAUUUAGAAAUUAACCUGCUCAGUGCUGGACAUACUGGAACCUUUACCAACCUAAUGCUGUUCAUUAUUUUGAAUCUUGCAGUGCAUUCACUCCAUCUGGGGUUUUUAAACUCAAGUACCAAAUAAAUAUAGUGCAUUGUUCUCAGUCUAACAUGGUUUUAAUGCUUUUCCAUAGUCUGUUGGACCAGCUGGGAAGAAUGAGGAAAAAGUUCAAGUUUUGACUGACAAAAUUGAUGUUUUGCUGCAACAUGUAAGUAAACAAAAUUCACAGCGUAUGCAUAAAAGCAAAUAUGGAGACCACCAAAUUCUUCUCUUCUUUUUGGAAAUCUGUAACUUCCCCCUAUCCUGCACUUGAUGUUAGCUCAUAUAUAACUUGCUUGGAUCAAAUCUUUUGCUAUUUAACACUUCAAUAUUAGUCUUUUUGUGCUGCAGAAUAAGUGAUUAAAUCUGUUUCCAUUUUAUUUUUAGAUCAAGGCAGAUCUAGCCCAUGGUGUCACUUUGCCCCAUUGUCUUAAUGAAAUUGGCUGCAAUUUAAUGACUGGCAUUAUAACUAUACUGUUUGAAAUUCUGGCUUUUACUUUUAUAACGCACCAGUUUUAAUCAAACUACACAUUAAAGGAACACUUCAAGCAUGGUGGGGCUUUCCUUUCCAUCUAUUGUAAGCUGUGAAGCCACUCUGGAACAGUUUAACUUCUUACCUGUCGUUUCCUGCCUCUAUUAUUUCUGAGAGGCAGAAGCUCCUAGCUCUCUUGUGUUACACUCUGCACUGCUAGGCUUGGUUCAGACAGAGGCUUGUCGCUCUCCCAAGUAAUGGAGGUGGGGUGCAGCGCUCAGUAGAACCCAGAUAGGAAUUUAAACCGUUCUAAUACGGUUUUUCACCGAAAGAAGUGUAUCAGAUAAGUAGUUUGUUGUACAAUGACUGUCUGCCCGAACUCUACUAACAUUUUUUUUCCUUAAGAAAUCUAAAUUAUUUAUAGCGUUUGAUACAGUUUGUACAUCUAGAUGUCUUGCAACAUAAUGUGGUUAUCCUCCUCCAUCCUUCUGUCUUAAGGGCUCUCUAGGUUCUUAUGAUCUACAGAACCAUAGAACAUGUUUGUUUAUGAACAACAUUUGCUCUCCUUUCUAUUAGAUUGAAGAACUGGGUACUGAAGGAAAGGUUGAGGAGGCUCAAGGGAUGAUGAAGUUGGUUGAACAGUUAAAAGAAGAAAGGGAGCUUCUCAAGUCUACAACAUCGGUGAGUUGCAUGGGAUCUUUUCUGCAGCCAUACUCAUUCUGUAUAACUUAUCUGUGGGAGAGUUGUCUAAAAUAUACCUUUGUUAGGUUUAUUAUACUUUUGUUUUCCUGGUGACUUGGUACAGGGAAUAAGUACAGUGACUACACGGUUUUGCUGACCAUGCACAGGUUUUCUCGCUCUCCUUUUUCCCUUUUUAUUACAAUUUGUGCAUCUUGUUCUUCCCCUCCAGACAAUUGAAAGCUUUGCAGCUCAGGAGAAGCAGAUGGAGGUCUGUGAAGUUUGUGGUGCCUUUUUAAUUGUUGGAGAUGCCCAGUCGCGGGUAGAUGACCAUCUCAUGGGAAAGCAACACAUGGGCUAUGCCAAGAUUAAAAAUACAGUUGAGGAGUUAAAGGUAUGACGAGCAAUAUGAAGAUGCCACAAGCUGUAAAGCACACUGUAUGCAUUGUAUAAAGGUUGUAAGGAAUGUGUUUUAUGGACAUAUUUGUAAGCUAUAAAACAAGACUGUGAUGUUUUAUGUGCAAAAAGGAUUGCAGAACUGUAAUUAUUGCAGAACAAAACUUCAUUUUUCUUCAUGAAACCUCCACAGUAACAAUUGGAUCAUGAAAUAUUUCAUAUAUAACAUGUUAACACACCAGUCUGGUCUUUGCUCUACAACUGCUAAAAGUUUUAUUAGACUUUUUUCAUACUAAAUUGUCUGAUCCUGUCAUUCAAAUUAAACAUUUGGAGCCUGCUAGUGUGUGUGUGCCCUCCCUGUAUAUAGUAAAUGGUUCUCUUUCCUCUACCAGUGUAUUGUUUAAACUUUAAAAAAAAAGGGGUGGGGGGCUCAACUUUUGUCAUGGAAUUCCUUGCAUGCAUCCACUCCCAAACUCAUCCUACAAUGCAGCAAUCUAUGUAGGUGUGUUUGUGUUUGGCUGCUUGCAUCAGUCUUCCGUGCCCAGCUUUAAAUUUAUUUUUUGAGAAUAGCACAAAUUAAUUGCAGUGGUUAUUUUUUAUUAGGAAAAACUACGCAAGAAAACAGAAGAGCCGGAGCGUGAUGAUCGGUUAAAGAAAGAGAAAGAAGAAAAAGAUCGUGAAAAAGAGAAGGAACGUGAAAGGGAAGAAAAAGAGAAGAAACGACGCAAAGAAGAAGAAGAAAAAGAAAAGGAGAGACAUCGGGAAAGAGAAAAACGCAAAAGAAGCCGUUCUCGUAGCAGAAACUCAGACAGACGUGGAAGUCGAUCACGUGACCACAAGAGAUCAAGAAGCAGAGACCGGGAUAGAGAUCGUAGGCGAAGUCGGUACGUUUAAGAUUUACUGUGGGUUGGCACAAGCAAUGGAAUUUACCUGGUGGUAUUUUUGAAAUGUGUACACCAUACUGAAACUUUCAGAAUGUAAGUGGAAAAGGCCAUUCAGCGGUAGCUGAUGAGAAGUGGCAGGAUUUAGUGAAAGCUCUUCCCAUAGCCUAACUUUGCAAAAAUUAAGCUAAUUUUAUAUCAGCUGUUUCCAUAAUGCCCUCUACUUUAUAUAUCUUAGUUACAUUGAACUUUCUUGAAUGGGAUAAUGGCUUUAAAGAGAAGUUAGAGAAUAUAAAAAUUACCCCAGCUCCUUAUACAUGGUACAUGCAAAAAAUCUUUUGCAGAUUACAGCUCUCCAUGGUUGGCUUACAAAUGCGGCAAUAUUUCUUCCCCGACGUCGGUACCAUUAUAAUUCACAAUCUCUUGAGUAUUCGCUGUACAAACAGCUUUGGAAUUGUGUAGAGUUGCCCUGAUGCUUGGUAACCGUUUAAGGCAAAGUAUCAUUAGUUAGUGGCACUGGUUUAGGAAGGUAGUGUGCAAUGAAUGGUUAUUUAAUGAUUGCACAAAGCUUAGGCAAUCUCACUUGUAAUUGUUGGAGGUUUGUGUUGCUUACUACAGCAACAUAACAGAAUAGGAGUGCAGUUGGAGGGAAUUGGGAACAUAACGAAGAUCUAAGAUAGAUGAGUAUAAAGGAAGCGCAGUCAGUUGUGGUGAGUGCAUGUUUGGAAAGUUGGCAGGAGUUUCUUCUGGUGUCAGGAUCUGUUUGAAUUUAACUACUCGGAUUUCAUGGAGAUGAGAUGUAGAUCUAUCGCUAGAAUAUGCCAGAGCUGAACCAUCUUUGGCUGAAACUUUAAAUCAUUGUUUUUCCUGGUUGGUUCCACCAUCUCUACUGCCCUCUCUUUAAAAAGACCAGACAUGUCAGUUGUAUUGCAAUUUUUAAGAAAAUUUAUAAUAAAAUAUAUAUAAAUGUUUUUUUAGACGGUGUCCACUUUGUCUUUUACAUAACUAUAUAUAUUUUUAUUUUGCAGGAGUAGAGAACGUAAAAGAAGUGGGAGUCACACAAGAACUGAGCGAACAGAUCGGAAGCACAGAUCACGCAGCCGUGAGAAAAGGCGAUCAAAAAGUAGAGAGCGCAGAUCAUACAAACAUAAGAGCAAAGAGAGAGAACGCGAGAGGAAGUCCAAGGAAAGGGGUUAGUUUAUAUUCUUUUCAUGCAGUCACAGGGAAUAAAGUGAUCAUCAUAUGUGCAUAUUACUGUUCCAUGGUAUGUUCCCUCACAGACUAGAACAGGACUGGAUAUGGCUUCAAGGCCAGCAUCAGAAGAUAGCCUUUGCUUUUGAGUGAAAAUGGUCAAAUGUCUGUUUUGUGUGUGUGUCGGUCGAGAGAGACUAAGCAGUUGCCUUUUAUGAUAUAAUUUGUUUAAUACCUUUUUGAAAUGUCUGCGUAUAGCUGAAGCUCAAAGUAAAUCCCAACCUUGCAUUGCUAUUGAUUUCAAAAUCAAGCUUAAUGUAGCGGUUCUGGUGUCCAUAGCAUGGCUCUGCCGGCUAUUCAGAAAAAAGGUUGUUUCCAUUGCUGGCUAGUAACGCCUCUUGGUGCAGUCACUCAGACGGCCCCUAGAGGUGCUUCCUAUCUCACUGCGGCACAUUGUGCAGCACAUACAUUUAGUGUCCUUGAACACUCCCUGAAGGCAUGCAUUUAUUCAAUGUAUAUUUGAGGCGAUAUUGAGUGGCACAGCAGUGUUUUGCCUCCCAAUUCUUUCCUGUAAGACAAUGUUGUGUUGACUGAGAUCAUGAAGAUUGAUCUCAGCCUUAGAAGCGGGGAGCAGCCGCUGCAAGACUGGCGUGGCGAUGGAGAAAAGGGUAAGUUUAAACCUGCUCUUCACUCCAGCACUAUAAUGUUAGGACUACAUGUUUGUGUUCCUGUAAUGGUAGCUAUAGUUUUGUAUGUUUUUACUUUCACUUCAAAGCUUGGACAGUGCACCUUCCUAUUGCCACAAGUUUAUCUCCAUGUACAUCUUGUGGUUUUUUUUUUCUCUACUUGAAAUAAGCACUGAUCCAAGAACUCUCUUGAUACUGCUUUCUAUCAAAUAUUCUCUGUGGCGCAUCUGAUGUCACUGACCACAUAUCUAUUCUUUUUAUUGACAGAAAAGCGAAGCUCUGACAAGAAGAGUAGGAAAUCCAGCAGUCGGGAAAAGCAGAGUGAAUCAAGAAAAUCUGAAUCUAAGGAUUUGGCUACCCAGAUCGAGGUCAAUGGGGCCAGUGAAGGCAUAAAAUCUGAAGGUGACACUCAGUCCAAUUAAAACUGAUCUGAUAUGACCUCUGAUCAGUCUGAGGUAAGUGUAAGCUUUCUCCCUUUGGUAGGUCUUUAUGGUAGAUUGUAACGGUGCAGCGUAAGUAUGCACAGAUGAAGAAUGAGCAAAACUGGUUUAGAAGACAGAACAGCUUCCUAUGACAGCAAGCACUCUAGUCCUGCAAAAAAUGUCGAGGUAUACCCUUUUUCUUCUAGCUACUUUUUAAAAAAAAAUUUUUUUUUGUAGUUGACGCGUUCAUUCAACCUGUGUCCCCCUCUCUCUCACCUCAACGCGCCUUCCUGGAACAUAAGCCACUCAUUAGAUUAAAUAACCCAAACCUUUCACAAAGUUUUAACUUUUUUUUUUAGUUGCUUAAUAUUUUCUCUUGUAGCUUCAUAUCAGUGUAAAAAAAACCUAAUUGUAUGAAAGUCCACAUUGGUUCAUUGCCAGUUCAUAUGAUGAAGCACACUAAUUUUAAGGCACGUUGCGAUCAGCCCAUUUUUAUUUAUUUUAUUUUAUUUUUUUAACCUAUAUAUCUAUAUCGAAGUACCGCUAUUUCUCUGAAGAAUGUUGCCUCAUUACCUUGCAUUCUAAUGCAGUUUGUUCUGUAACUGGAGAACCAGUUGUGGAUUGAUGGAAGUGUAGGGUUUAUGUCUGCCAUACCUCACUCUGCGUUGGUGUUGUAAGCGGCCCAUGAAAAAUCCAAAUUAAAAAUCAAGGAUUCUGUCACACUAAGCAGGUACUCAUGCCAGGUACUCCUUUCUCUACCAAAAUCCAUGUUUGAAUGAUGUGACCUGUAAUAGCAUUAAGCUGCUCUGUGUAUUUAUUUUCAUGUCUUUGUCUACAUUAAAGAAAGCCACACGGUGUGUUUGUUUUUCAUGUUUUUAUUUAUAUAUUUAUACAUACAAGUUUUGUUACAAUUUAACAGUUUGAAAUUUUCUUUCGACUGUGUGUAGGGAUGCAGUGAUGCCCAGUGUUAAAUUUCAAUAAAGUUGUUUAAAUCCCUGUACACACGAUAUUCCCUACCAGUUUUUACACUCAGUGCGAGCAUUGUAAGAGGUAUGUGUUUAAUAUUUCCUACUACGUAGGAGAAUGUCCUUGCAGGAUAUUGUAACUUGAUAAAUCAGUUUAAGGGAUUUGUGGACAGAGAAAUUAAUUUCUUUUUCUAAAAAAGAGGGGGGGUCAGCAGUUAGUUUUAGCCUAGUUUACCCUCGUUUGCAUGACAUCUGUAGAUGAAUUUGCGGAACAAUUUAAGAACCUGUACUUUUGUGACCUCUGAAAGAUAGUUUAUGGGCCUGCCAUUAAUUGUUUUGUUUUCUUCACGUUUUGCGUUGUAGGACUACGUAAUCAAGUCUCGGACGUCCCACAGUAUCUUAAUUGAAGAUCUUCUAUAAAUGAGGUGACAGAAAGCUGUAAUGAAAAUGCUCAUUUAGAAUUGGUUUUAAACAAUUAAGAUGAGAACUGAUGUAAAUUUUUCUAUAGUGACAACGUGGUGCAUUUGCCAUGCUGAUAUGUGUCCUGGCUCAGGCAUACAGGCCCUACAGUAGCAACAUUACAUACACUUGGCCUGCACAUUGUUUAAAUACCAGCUUUUUCCGGACUUGGAAACACAAAGUUAUGUUUGUGAACCAUGUAAAACAAUGUUUUCUUUUUUAUUUUAUUUUUUCCUUUUUAUUACAAGUAGACUUUAGAGCCUAUAAUAUAAAUAAAAGCAUCAUUACUGUUGUAAAUGUGCUAUGUUGUCUUUUGGCAUGGUAUUAAAUGCUUUUUUUUUUUCCAAAUAAAUUUGACUCAAAGUUGCUUAUUGUCUCUUUCCAUGUUGUUCACUGAAUUUAGGGCAGCCAAGGCAAAUAAAAUUUAACCUCA
This is a messenger RNA of Pelobates cultripes (western spadefoot toad), 20186 nucleotides long. Lineage: Eukaryota; Metazoa; Chordata; Amphibia; Anura; Pelobatidae. The record is from the annotation of a GenBank genome assembly.